CAUACAUUAUAAAAUUGUAGACAUAGCAUGGUCCCAUUUGUGUUAACUGGAGGGAGAUUUUUAAAGAACUGAACUUUCAAAAUUAUAUGACUCAGACAUUAGAUUACCCAGGAACAUGAGACUUCCUAUGAGAAUAUCUAAAGAUUUCUUGUUUGUAUCACAUCUUCUCACAGCUUUGUAGAAAUGGAGAUAGCCAGACAUUUCAACCAUUGACAGAGAUAUGCUGCAGAGAGUCUGAAACAAUUUACCACCAUGUUACCCAAGACACAUAGAAUGAGCAAUUACAAAAUUAUAGAAACAACUGUGACAAUUUCUUUAUAAAUUUCUUUUAAUUAUAUAUUCAUCUAUAGUCUCUUUACUGAGUAUACAUUUUUAAAAGUGAUUAAUUGGCUUUCAAUUACUCUUUCUGUAGGCAUAGACUAUCAUAAGAAGGUAUUCAACAGAGUGCUAACCAUGAUUAUAGUUAUGAAAGAUGGCAAAACCUGGAUAUUUCCCCAUGGUCGUCAGAGUUAAAUCAGCAGAGCACAACCACUAGGAGUGAUAGAGAAUAUAGGAUUUAUUAUAGGGAUCUGCUCUUACACGAUUGUGGGAGCUAGUUAAACAGCUUAUAUUCGGUUGUUUCUGCAUCUGGAGAUGAGCCUGACGUCCAUAGGGCAGGAGUCAGGAAAAAGUAAAGUGCAUGAAACAGAAAGCAGGGCCCUACACAUGUGAACUAAAACCCCCACCCGUCUCCACUGCCCAGGCCUCUGACUUCAGUGAUGUGGGAGAUACUCUUGCCCUUGUCACAGAGCUGAUGUGCGCCUGGACCAGGAGGCGGAAGUCCCAGAAGCUCAAGAACUCCAGCUGGAGCUAAAAGAGUUACGGGUCCAGCUACUGCCUCACACCAAGAUGUCUCUGUACAAUGCCUGCACCAGGAGGAUAUUGUUCUACAAAUAAGGGCCCAGUGUGACAUUUAUGAAAAAACAGGGUCCUCCUGCACACAGCUGAUUGGUGCUCAGCCAAUGGGCUCCAAGGGCAUUGCAAAAAAAGGCACCUUCUCCACUGAGCUGAUCAGAUGCAGGACUGCGACUCUCCUUUGCCUGUGGAACUUCAGGAAAUGCUCAACUUCUGUCCUAGCAGCACACAUCUGUGACGAGCGAAGAGCAACCGGACUUUAAAAAUGAAACAUCUUCUUCCCCAAUUCCCUCCUGUCUUGGCUCUCUAUUGCUUCUGUGUGCUCCAGAUUCCCGCCUCAGGAUUUCCACAAUCUUUUGCUGAUCCUCCAGAUGGCUUGGAUAUUGUGCAGCUUGAGAGGCUGGCCUAUUGGGCAACUCUUCCUACGCAACCUAAGGAUAAUCAAGACAUACAGAAAAGGUUCCCUCCCGUGCACCCUCUAAUGCACCUGGCUGCCAAGCUCGCCAACCGGAUGAUGAAGAGAUUUCUACAGCGAGUAUGUGCUUUUCUCUUUCAUGAUAUUUCUAUGCCACUAAAAGUUCAUAAAACCAUCAUAAAUGCAUGUGGCUGCCUUGCCUGCAUUCUCUCCUUGAUUCUAAGUUUCUGCCUUGGGAGGGAGCUCUGGCCCUUGACCUUGCACGGAUUCCUUAACCUCCCGAGCCUCGGUCCCCUCCACCGUGACCCCAUAGGUGACUGCAGGGUGAGGGAGGGCGCAUGGUCCUCCCUGGGGCGGCCUUUCCUGUCCUGCUCUCUUCACCUGUAUGUCUUGGCACCUGCUCCUGAGGAUUUGCUUUCUUUGAUUCACAUGCCAAAGGGGCCCACAUGCCCAUUGCACAAACCUGGGAAGAGAUACUGCAGGGGACACAAACCCCAGGAUGACGCUGCCACCCUGGGACGACCAUUUUUCCUUUUCAGGCCAAGGAAUGGAAGAAACACUGACAGUGACACCCAGUAAGACAUCCCAAGAAUUCAAUGCAAAGGGAAGGUGGAUCAGAUGAGGCAAUCGAGCCAUUAUUGUGAACAAAUGUCAAAUUCCUUUUUGUGAAGAGUCUUUAAAGAUAAUUGUUGUGCUCUAUAUUCACCAAGAUAUUUAGUUGUAUAAAAAAUAAAGUAGC
This is a messenger RNA of Manis pentadactyla (Chinese pangolin), 2048 nucleotides long. RefSeq names its product neuromedin S (gene NMS). The record is from RefSeq and is a predicted model, not a curated record. Lineage: Eukaryota; Metazoa; Chordata; Mammalia; Pholidota; Manidae. The coding region runs from base 1160 to 1888 and encodes 242 amino acids. The transcript is spliced from 10 exons.